AUGGGUGACGAAGAAGAAGUGGUUGUUACUGAAGAAGAAGAUUUUCACGUCCAGAACCAAGCCCCUUCUCUUCUUUCCUUACCACCGGGAACUCUCUGGGAAACUCAAGUUGUGCCAUACACUCAGAACUUGGGGCCCAGUCUCGGUCACCACGAAGAUUUAUUGAACAGUCGAGUCCAUCACCAAAGAGGGAGUGUCUGUUCUGGGAGUUUAUCCUUAUGUUGUCUCAACUGCCCUCCACAAAGCUGGCAUUCAGGAUUCCCGGAUCUGAUGUCGCCAGCAGUUCCCGGGGGCAGUCCGGCAGCUGCCGUCACGGCCUCCGUAGCGGCAGCGGCGGCGGCUGCAGCCGCUGCUGCUGGCGUGUGCGUGGGUUUGGUGCCGACGGGUAGUGCAGCCACUGCGGUUUCCUGGUCCUCGUGUGGCUCGGAGGCGGGACCCAAGGACGGAGGGGCCCAUCCGAAGGGCAAUCAUCCUCCGAGAAAAGUGCGUCGUAAUAGAACUGUAUUCACCGAACUUCAACUCAUGGGCCUCGAGAGGAGGUUCGACUGCCAAAAAUACCUAUCUACGCCCGACCGGGCAGAACUAGCCAGAGCCUUGGGUCUAACUCAGCUCCAAGUCAAAACAUGGUAUCAAAACAGGCGGAUGAAAUGGAAAAAACAAGUAAUGCAAGGUGGAUGCACAGUUCCUCCAACAAAACCUAAAGGAAGACCUAAAAAGAAUUCAAUCCCAUCUCUGAACGAAGCUCGAACAGCAAAUGAACUGGCCAGUCUUAAAGAUUCGUUCUGAAAUUACAAACAGUUCCAUCAAGCAGUUCCUACGCUUUAUAAAACCGACGUUCCUUAUUACAUAACUAACUAGUUCAUAUUCCUAUAAACUGACACAACUGUUCUCAAACAUCAAGGAUAAAUUAUCUGUAAUGACUCUCACUGUGUUGAGAAACUAUUUUUGGCACAAUUAAUGACCAGACAUGUGAGACGUCUCAGAAAAUUCAUCGAAUGUCGAUAUGAUUAUAAUUUUGUGUGAUGUGAAUGAUAAAGGAAAUAUCAGUUCCUUUUAACUUUCUUUCCGUGAUAUGGAUUUAUUUACAUUGUUCCUACCAAAGACGUCUUUUGAAUUUACUAGAAUAAAAGAACAUUGUACAUUAUUUAUGAUAGAAGUCAAAAGAACAUGCACAGAUCUUGGAAAAUAUUUCACAAAAACUGAAAGAGGAUCUACAAAUAUACCGAAUGGAAAAAUUAAGAUUCAAUCAAUUAAAUUACUUUAUACAUCAAUAUAAAAUAGUCCUUUUUUGUAAAUUAUAAAAGGGGAAUG
This is a messenger RNA of Argiope bruennichi, 1311 nucleotides long. RefSeq names its product homeobox protein BarH-like 1. The record is from RefSeq and is a predicted model, not a curated record. The coding region runs from base 1 to 786 and encodes 261 amino acids. Gene Ontology annotation, molecular function: DNA binding; DNA-binding transcription factor activity, RNA polymerase II-specific. The transcript is spliced from 4 exons. Gene Ontology annotation, biological process: regulation of DNA-templated transcription. NCBI's taxonomy places the organism in Eukaryota, Metazoa, Arthropoda, Arachnida, Araneae, Araneidae.